Messenger RNA from Cyprinodon variegatus (sheepshead minnow), 845 nucleotides. Its product is annotated as C-C motif chemokine 18-like. Gene Ontology annotation, biological process: monocyte chemotaxis; lymphocyte chemotaxis; cellular response to tumor necrosis factor. Lineage: Eukaryota; Metazoa; Chordata; Actinopteri; Cyprinodontiformes; Cyprinodontidae. The transcript is spliced from 4 exons. Gene Ontology annotation, cellular component: extracellular region. The record is from RefSeq and is a predicted model, not a curated record. Bases 206 to 538 code for a protein of 110 amino acids. Gene Ontology annotation, molecular function: CCR chemokine receptor binding; chemokine activity.
UUCCCGAAGUUUAUAGUUAUUGUAAGAAGCAAGAAAGGAAACUGAAACUGCCCUUUCUAGGCUUUUAAAUAGGAGCACUUGCACAUAAACCUCAGUAGUGAGACAUCCUUUGUGGCAGAAGCUGUUCUUAGGAGAACUUUCCUCAUCAGGCAAAAUCAGCCUCCAGACUGACCAAAUACCUGACCCAAGAGAAGCUUGUUAAGACAUGGCUCCUUUUGGUGAUGCAAAGCUCUUUUUUGGCAUCUUUUUCAUCGUCUGCUGCUUUUCAGUAACUAUGGCGGAGGUUGCAGUCGACUGCUGCCUGUCAGUGAAAAACCGAGAACUUGAUAAAAGACUGUUUGUAGACUACCGGGAACAGGCCAAAGGCUGCACUAUCGAUGCCACAAUUCUGGUGACCAGACUUGGGAAACAGCUCUGCGUCCCAACCAAGGAGGAAAAGUGGGUACAAGUAGUGAUGAAACACGUGGAUCACCUGAAAAAAAUAUGCAAAAAACUGAAUUACAAGAGCAAACGCUGUACUGGAAUGAAGCCUGAAUAAAACGACCUCUGACCCUUUGGAAGACAGAGUGCAAGACGAUGAAUCAAGCUAUUAUUUUUUUCCUGUUAUCAAAGAGCCUUUUGUGUUUUUUACUUCUUCUGAUAUUUCUCUUUUUAAAAAAUCGGUAUAUUGAUUAAACUGCAAUAAAAACACACCAUAUUGAAGGACUUUUAUUUUUUUACUCAACAUUAUAUUUUGUAUGAAGUCUUUCAGAGAUAUAUAUAUAUAUAUAAAUAUAUGUGAGAAGGCUGUUUAAUGUGUUGCUGCAUAAGAUGACAUAUUGUUGUUGGUACAUGGUUGUUUUAAU